UUUGCAAAUUUACCGAGUGUGGUAUCACUACUAAGGGAUCUGAAACUCAGCCUGGAACCGAACAUAUUCAUCAGCCCUGAAGCAGGAUAUCUCUCUGGGACUGUGUGAGAGCACUGCCUGACCCAGCCAUGCUGACUGCUCCCCAUGGACUGUUGAUGGUGGCAGCAGUGGUGGAAUUUCUCAUUGGCUUGGUUGGAAAUGGAGUCCUUAUAGUCUGGAGUUUUGGAGAGUGGAUCAGAAAAUCCAAGGGGUCCUUAUACAACCUCAUUGUGCUGGGCCUGGCUCUCAGCCGAUUUCUCCUGCAGUGGCUGAUCAUGGUGGACUUAAGCCUGUCUGCUUUCCAGAGCAGCCGUUGGCUUCGCUAUUUCAGUGUUUUCUGGGCCCUUGUAAGCCAGGCUAGCCUGUGGUUUGCCAGUUUCCUCAGUGGCUACAUGAAGAUCAUGAACUUUGACUCUGUGUACUUGUGGCUAAAGCAGAGGGCUUGGAGCCUGAGUUUCUGGGCCUUCUGGGGGUACUCUGUGAUCAAUUUUUUCCUUAUAAUCCAUUUUAGACUGACAGUUUCCCUAGGAAACAGCAGUAUCCUAUACCACUUUUCAAGCUGGCAUUAUUUGUAUGUACAAGAUUCAGGAAAUUGGUUGCCUUGCACGUUGUUUCUUGUUUUCUCUGGAAUACUGGUUGUCUCUUUGUAUAGCCACCACAGGAAGAUGAGGGUCCAUAUAGCUGGUAGGUUGGAUGCUCAAGCCAAGGCUCACAUCACUGCUGUGAAGUACUUGGGCUGCUUCCUAAUACUUUACAUAGUUUAUGUCCUUGCCAGCCCUUUCUCCAUCUACUCCAAGUCUUCUCCCCGUAAUCUCAACACUGUGUUGGUCUCUGAGACCAUAAUGGCUGCCUAUCCUUCCCUUUAUUCUGUCAUAUUGAUCAUGGGGAAUCCCAGAGUGAAAUGAACUUGUCAGAAAAUCCUUCAGAAGGUAGUGUGUGCUUGCAGAGCCUCAGACCUAUGA
Messenger RNA from Choloepus didactylus (southern two-toed sloth), 1001 nucleotides. It is a transcript of the gene TAS2R5, whose product is annotated as taste 2 receptor member 5. Gene Ontology annotation, molecular function: bitter taste receptor activity; G protein-coupled receptor activity. Gene Ontology annotation, biological process: detection of chemical stimulus involved in sensory perception of bitter taste; G protein-coupled receptor signaling pathway; sensory perception of taste. The record is from RefSeq and is a predicted model, not a curated record. Gene Ontology annotation, cellular component: membrane. Lineage: Eukaryota; Metazoa; Chordata; Mammalia; Pilosa; Megalonychidae.